Messenger RNA from Mytilus californianus (California mussel), 4085 nucleotides. Its product is annotated as cyclin-J-like. The transcript has 5 exons. NCBI's taxonomy places the organism in Eukaryota, Metazoa, Mollusca, Bivalvia, Mytilida, Mytilidae. Gene Ontology annotation, molecular function: cyclin-dependent protein serine/threonine kinase regulator activity. The record is from RefSeq and is a predicted model, not a curated record. Gene Ontology annotation, biological process: mitotic cell cycle phase transition; regulation of cyclin-dependent protein serine/threonine kinase activity. Gene Ontology annotation, cellular component: cyclin-dependent protein kinase holoenzyme complex; nucleus; cytoplasm. Bases 332 to 1294 code for a protein of 320 amino acids.
AGAUAGAUUGUAUCUGAAUAUAAUGACACUUUUUAUCAAAGACUCAACAUGAGGUUUGCCCACAGCUUGGCUUUCACACUCACAUGCCCAUUUUUAUGGUGGACAAUGGACUGCAAUUUCUUGUCAUCUUUAUAUCAGUGAGAAAGGUUCAGUCAGAUGGUUGAAUAUCAUUUCCUCUUAAAUGAAAAAUAUUUUUUGAGGAGAUCAAAUUUGUGUUGCCAGGAUGUUAUAAAGAUUUUAAGAAGCUUUGAUAAUAAACAUUAAGAGGAAACUAUAGUAUAAAAUCAAGAACUGAAUAAAUAAAUGUUACGUAUUUGGGAAAAUUUUCACAAUGGCAAUGACAGUGGAAUGGUGGAAGGACAAAGUUGCGGAGGAUAUUUAUGACACAAUGAGAAAAAAGGAACAAGAUAACUUUACAACAUACAGUUGCCAUUCCCCACAACUAUGGGCUAGAAGACAAUUAGUGGAUUGGAUAUCUGUAAUAGUGGAAAAUUUUAACUUAGAUAUCACUUCCCACCAUCUAGCUGUCUAUCUGUUAGAUUUCUUCAUGGAAAAGUUAGAAGUGGACACAAAUCAUUUAUAUCUGCUGGCUAUAGCAUGUAUUUGUUUAGCAGUAAAAUAUGAAGAACAUUGUGAGAAAAGACCAAGACUAGCUAGUUUAAAUGCCUUUAUACCAUCUCAUGGAUUACUGGACAUUAGAAAGUACACAGCGUCAGAAUUACGAUCUAUGGAACUAACAGUGCUAAGUUACUUUAACUGGAAUUUAUCUAUUCCAACAUGUGCUCAAUUUCUACCAUAUUAUUUAUUAGUAGCUGUGGACAAUUUAGACUUAAGAAAUGGUAUUCCUAUAUCUAGUAAAGAAGUUGUGGAAUCAUACUUACAGAAACAUACUCAUUACUUUCAGGAGAUUUCUUUACAAGAACACACUUUUAGGAGUUAUUUACCAUCAAUGAUUGCUGCAUCAUGUAUUGCUGCAUCUAGAAUCUGUCUCCACCUGACUCCAACGUGGCCAAAAAAUUUAGAGUUAAUGUCUGGUUAUUAUAUAGAAGAAUUAUUACCUUGUGUUCAUAUGAUGAUCAGAUUGCAACAACAUGAUAAACAGCAGCAUUCUGAUUUACAAGUAGUGCCUUCUAAUCCAUCUUACUAUCCUGUGAUACAAACUCCUUUUAUAGACAGUCUCUACAAACCUCCGUUUACCUCAGUGGAAUAUACAUCUUUUCAUGAUGACUAUACCAAAUCUGUUAUGUAUGCUCCCUCCAAGUCUCAGGUGAUAGCUGUAGGAAGGGAAUCAUGACUCGAAAACUUACAAAUGUGCUUUAUAGUAAAUUGAUAAUUAAGUAGUUUAAGUGCCCAUUGGUGAUAAAAUCAUCUGAUAAAGAGACCUGUAGUAUAAUACCAGAACUAUUUGUAGACCAUUGUCAAGUGAUCAAUUGCAGUUAAAGUUUUCCUAGUCUAAUGUUGAUGGAACUAAAACCUUACAGCAUAAUGAAAACUGUAGCAGGUUACUCAAAUCAUUAACAUUCAAUUGUAAAUAAUGUAGGUUUUAUUUGCUAUCAGGAGUUCAAAGGUUUGUUUUGAUUUUUCAUUGUUUGGAAAAAGGAUAGUAUGAUUUAUUCUCACUUUAUCCAAAAUAAGUUGAAAUUUUGAGACUUUUCACAACUGUGCAGUAUGGGAGAUAACUCUUCUCAAUUUUGUUUAUAAUCUGUCUCAGGUAUUUAUUUUGUAAUCCAAUUUAUUUUUAUAUUGUUUUGUUUCACAAAUUGUAAAAUAUUUUUUUCAUUUAUUAAAAACAUGCAUUUUACUGUACAUAAAAAAUUCCAAACACAUUAUGCAAUUACCUUCUGAAUGAAAUAAAUUGAUUUCAUUGUAGAUAUUUUUUCAAGUAACUACCAACUAUACAUGUCGUGAUCACUUGCAAUAAAUCUUUAAGGUUUGAACAACCAGCAUUUUAAUGUUCAGUUAUAUAAAGAAUGACAGAUUGUUAACUAAAAGAAUAAUAUUUGUAAAUGAUAUUUAAUUAUUAUAGUCUUCUUAUGAUGUAUUUGAAGUGAUAUUUUGAGCAUUUGCAAGAUAAAUUUAGAUAAAUCAUUGUUAGAAUUUAUUAUUAUACUCUCUCUGUUAUUUUCAAAACAUUUUGAUUGUGUUUGAUCUUUUCCGUCUCUUGAUCUCCUAAACAUAAUAAUAAUACAAUAAUGAUUUGAUGCAGUUUGUCAGGUAUUGUAUUAUUUGAAUCUAUAAUCUGAAGUAUAAAGGUUUCACAUUUCUUGGGCUGGAUAUUAAAUGUGUACUUGAAUAGACCCUUAUCUAAAUCCCUAUUAUUAAGAAUACUAUUGUGUCUCAUACUGAAGUAUUAAAUAUUCUGAUGGAUACAAUUAUUUGGAUUAGUCAGAACUUGUAAAAGUGCUCAGUGAUAAGGCAUCCUACACUUCAUUUAGGUAUGAAAAGUCACAUUAGACAAGAUAAACCAUCUUAACAAGACUAUUUUAAUGAAUAUUUCCUGACACUUUUUACUAGAGAUCUAGACUAUGUAGAAAUAGCCUGUAGCAGAUUUGAGAAGAAAAGCACAUUGAUUACCUAAUUACUGUACUGGAAAAAAUAUGACAAAUUUUAAUGAUGUUAGACACUUCUUUAGAAAAUAAUCAAUAUAUUUUUCUUGACAUCUGUUCCUAAUUUGUUUUCUUAAAUUUUGUAUUUCUGUACUCUUAUGGAGAACUAUUAUUGUAUCAAUGCAUUUCAAUUUGCUCUUGUUAUAUACUCUCCGUGUAUUAACGAGUGACUUGUUUGGUGAAUUAAAAAAAAAAUGUUCUUGAAUAUUAAAUCAAUCGGUUUCCUUAUUAAAUAGGAAGAAAUAAGAUUGGAAAAUGAAUUAUUUAUACAUAUAAAAAAUCAAUUCAAAUAGCUGAAAAAGAAAUAUUUUUAGGUAAACAGUCUCCAUGUUUUGAUAAUUUGUUAUCUAGUUAUUACUAUUUGGUACAAAUCCCCCUGAUACAUUUUAACCUUGUUCUGCUAAACUAAAAAAAUAUGGUCUUUUUUAAAUAACAAUAAUGAGCAGAAGAAGAAAUUAAAGGAAUAAAGCAAAAUGUCAAGAAAUGUUUGAAACUGAAAAAUAAUGUAGUUUAUUCUAUUUCGCUGAUUUUUCCUGUAUUGAAAGGGGAGAUAACUGUUAAAUAUUCUUGUGGAGGCCAGAACUAACCUAAAAAGUCUGUCAUUCCAAUGAUUUUUAAUUUGUUCAAUUCUUAAUAUUGAUUGUAACAUUUAUAUCAACAUAUGUUUGUAAAAUUUAUAGUCAAGACUAAAAUGUUGAACAUUUGGUCUUGUUUGUAUUUAAUUAUCUUUAUGUCAGAUCAGAUAUAUUUAGGGUUUAUUCAACAGACAUUAAAAAUUGUCAAGAUUUUGAAUUCAAAUAUCUACAUGACUCAAAACGUGUUUAUCAAAUUAUUUAUUGCUGAAUUUAUUCAUUAAAAGGGAAUAGGCUCAAAAAGGUUUUUUUUAAUUGCCCUUAAUAUCCAAAAAAAAAUAGCUUUUGAUUUUGAUAUCAUUGUGACAUCAUAAUUAUGUACUCUGACUCAGGAAAAUAUAUUUUAUAAACAAUUUUUAAUAGCUUUUUAUUUUAAAACCAUAAGGCACAUGCUCAAAGCAAAACGAUUUUUGUUAUAUUGUGUAUAUUACAUUUAUAUGCCUUUUGAUUACAAAUUUGUUGUCAGAAUGUGAUACAUGUACCCGCUUUUCUUAAAAGGAAGUAUUGUACAUAUUUGCUUUAAAGGGAAUGUUGUCAUAAAAUCUUGAAAAUUACCCAGUUUUGGAGAUAAACUGUUCUAAAUAAAUUGCACUUAAGAUUUAGAAAAAAUUGAUAUAUAUACUUAAUAUUAUUGAAAUUUCACAUCUGCUUAUUUGGUGCAAUGUAGCAAACUUUAAUUUUCAGGGUCAAAAUAGGGCAUUCCUGGAGACCUACUCCUUAACCAUUAUUUAAUGUUCUAAAUGUGAUAUAUGAUGCAAUGUUUUAAUUAUCACCUUAUUGUGUUCAAUAAUAUUGUUUGUUCAUAAUUGUUACAAUGUUGAACAUAUAAAUAAAAAAUUGAAGUAAA